AUGUUUUCAUCUUCAAACCAAACAAAAGACAACAACAAUAUCGAUAUCACUGCCACUACAAAUACUGGUUCCAACACUACUGACAAGACUAAUAAGACAGAUUAUUCCGGCUUCCACACAACAAAUUCUUCACUUUCAACUAAUUCGGUGUUUACAGACUUUAGAUUCGGAUCAACAACAACAACAACAACAACCUCGCCAACAAAUACAAUAACAAAUACAAUGCUACCACCUCCAGCUUCUACAGGCACUGCAGGAUAUUCAUACCUGCCAAGCACCAAUGCUUCAGGCGGUGCUUCGGGUCAAAAUCAAAAUCAAAAUCAGUCAGCUAGUCCUGCUGUAGGGAAUGCUUCCACUCAAUCAACACCUAUAUCGGGUACAGGAGCUUCUGCUAAUCCACCUCCAACUAAUCCACAAUUGACUGCUAAGUUCAGUCCACAUGAUGUUCAAGUUUUACGACAAUUAUUGGUUGCUGGAGAAAAACAUAAAUGGAAACAAAUAACUAAAGAAAUCAAUCAAACUUCGAAUAACAAUUCCCAUGUCUCAGCAGCUGCCGCUGCAGGAGGCCAAUAUGGUUAUCAACAAGGUCAAGGAGCUACUCCAAGAAGCGCUAGUAUUGCUGGUCAACAACCUGCUCCCAAAAAUAUUUCUCCUACAUUCGUUAUGAAACAAUAUCAAAGUUUAUUAGGUUUACCUAAUAAUGCUCUUUAUUUUGGAAGUUUGGGUUCUUCAUUGCCAUAUGUUGUUGCACCAAAUGGAUGGGAUGAUAUUGGUGAACAACAUUAUCAACAUCAUUUUGGUGAUGAUAUUGAAUAA
Hemisphaericaspora subhashii is the source of this 816-nucleotide messenger RNA. RefSeq lists its product as uncharacterized. The transcript has a single exon. Bases 1 to 816 code for a protein of 271 amino acids. Lineage: Eukaryota; Fungi; Ascomycota; Pichiomycetes; Serinales; Debaryomycetaceae. The record is from RefSeq and is a predicted model, not a curated record.